Messenger RNA from Trichobilharzia regenti, 1834 nucleotides. Lineage: Eukaryota; Metazoa; Platyhelminthes; Trematoda; Strigeidida; Schistosomatidae. The record is from the annotation of a GenBank genome assembly.
UCGACUUACAGAUUUUGGAGGGCUUUCCAAAUUUUCAAGGUCACAGACGUUAUUCGUGUUCAACGCCUGAUAAACAGCCUUUUUCAGCUACUAUAUCCAUAUGCCCGACAACUACAUUACAGUGCGAGCUGAAAAUGUCAGUGAUGAAGAUGAAUCCAAUGGUUCACCUCUAAAAGGAAUUCAUUCAUCAUUGAAUAACGUUGAAGUAGAUUCCGUUUUGUCGAAGUUUUCAAAGCAUAUCAUCUUGCUUCCACAAUCUGAUCAUGUACGCGUGCUUCAGACAGUUAUUAGGAAUAGAGAGACUACAAGAAAUGAGUUUUUGUUCCAUGCUGAUCGUCUAAUUCGUUUAGUCGUCGAAGAAGGUUUAAACCAACUUCCGUAUGAAGAUGUCAGCAUUACAACGCCUACAGGUCAUUUAUUCAAUGGAACCAGUUUUCUACGUGGUAAUUGUGGUGUGUCUGUUAUGCGAUCAGGUGAGGCAAUGGAACGUGGUUUACGCGAUUGUUGCCGGUCAAUGCGUAUUGGAAAGAUAUUGAUUCAAACAGCUGAAGAGAGUGAAAUUGUUGAAGCUAAAGUUUAUUAUGCCAAAUUACCACCGAAUAUUGAGGAAAGAAAAGUCUUGUUAAUGUAUCCUAUUUUAGCUACUGGAACUACAGUACUGAAAGCUUUAGAUGUCUUAAGAACGUAUAAUGUUUCUGUGGAGAAUGUGAUUUUGUUAUCGUUAUUUGCUUCACCAAAAAGUAAGUUAUUUGCCAUUGUCAUCUCCUUUAUGUUCAAAUAAUUAUUUCUUAAAUCAAAUUCGCGAUUUACAAUUUGCACUAUUCAACGUGAAACUUCAAUACGAUUUCCUUUGGAGACCGAAGUUAUUCAAAUCCCAAGAUGUGAUCUGUGUGAUACCAUAAAUAAUAAUCCAGAAAACAAGCAUAAAUGCAUGUUGCUGUAUAAGAACCUAUUGAUUGAUAGGAAUAGUUGGUUACCGCUUACAUCGACCAGAUAGCUCAAACAACUGGGUACACUGCUUCCGACAGAAAUAGCCGUCCAAUGUUCAGAUCACUUCAGUCUGGAUAGCAGGCACUAGUGCUUGAUGUCUUGUCAAUAUUUUAACACGUAAUCCAGCAUUAAGAGUUGUCACCUCAGAAAUUCAUCCAAUUGUACCAAGUCAUUUUGGUCAGCGAUAUUUUGGUACUUCUUAACUUUAAAUUUUCGUUGAUUUUUUUUAGAAAUAUUUUACUUAUUUUCUUUUCUUCAUGAUUUGUUUUAUAUCUCCUCGUCAACAUGUCUCUAUACUCUCCUCUGUCUUUGAAUUCUUUUUUGUUUCUCGUACGCAUUAUAUAUUUCAUUAACUUCAUUGUAUACUAGUUUUGAAAUAUGCCCGUAUUUCCGGUGUCAUUUCACGCUGAAUUCGGUUGACGUGUGGUCAUUGUGAAUCAUGUCAAAGAAGAAGAAGAGAAAACUAACCAUUUUGAUAAUGUACAUGGGUGUGUAUGUAUGUAUAUGUGCGUGUAUAUGAAAUAAUGAAGUAUAUAGAAACUUAAUAUUAUUGUUAUUGAUUUCCCUUUGUUCUUCUUUUCUCAAUGUGUAUAAAUUUUGAAUAAACUUAGUUAUCUCGGAGAAUUCUGUCAUCACACUGCACAUUUUUUUGCACUAACGUAGAUCGCUUACUUUAAAUUUCAAGCAGCAAAGUAUGCUGCUAUCAAAACAGACCAGGGUAAUAUAUUGUAUAAUUUAGAAUCGACAACCUAUUUUGUAUCUCAACGUGGAUUUCGUCACGAACUAACAUCAGUUGUAGAGAGAUCAUCAAAAAACCAGGAAACCCUGAACAGCUGCUUCGUCC